This is a messenger RNA of Metarhizium acridum CQMa 102, 1329 nucleotides long. RefSeq lists its product as uncharacterized. The record is from RefSeq and is a predicted model, not a curated record. Gene Ontology annotation, biological process: regulation of transcription by RNA polymerase II. Gene Ontology annotation, molecular function: DNA-binding transcription activator activity, RNA polymerase II-specific; zinc ion binding. NCBI's taxonomy places the organism in Eukaryota, Fungi, Ascomycota, Sordariomycetes, Hypocreales, Clavicipitaceae.
AUGUCCUCCAGCAACGCGGAUAGUGUGAGUCCUCCUGGCCGGGGACAAGCCUUCGUUCGCCAGCGCAAAGCCCACCGCAAGUCUCGACUGGGCUGCGCCAACUGCAAGCUUCGCAGAGUCAAGUGUGACGAAGCCAAGCCCUCGUGCCGGCCUUGUCUCGCAUCAGGCUUCAUUUGCAACUACUCUCGUUCCGCGCCAGAUUUGCAGUUCUCGCAAGCAGGCGUCUUCAAGGUCGACCUCGGCAUGCCAGUUGAGAAGACCCCCAAUCCAAGCCUGCACAAGAGCAUUCCUCUAGCGUUGCCCGUGGCCGGCAAACUCGGCAGCUAUGAGUUGCGUGAGCCCGACUUGAAGAACCUGGAGCACUUUCUCAACUCGACGGCUUCUACGCUGGGCGAGGGUCGGGGAGUCUUCGAGACGUGGUAUAGUCAAGGCGUCCUUGGGCUGAGCAACUCGUACCCCUUCCUCCUCCACAUCUUCCUAGUCCUCUCGCAGCUCCACGAGAUGCAUGAAAAGUCUGCCGUGGCGCACGCCCCUCGCCGCUCCCUCGCAUUCCACUGGUACCACGGCACCGCGCUCUUCCACCAGAUGCUGUCCAGGGCAUCCACGGCGCCCGUCCUCUCCUCCUCGGAGCGCGACGCCCUCUGGAUGUCGGCAGCCAUGCUCGGCGCCGCGGCAUUCGCCUAUCUCGGCUCCCUCGACCCCAGCGACGCAUGGCCCCUCAAGGAACGCUCGUCCACAGACCUGGACUGGCUGAGGAUGAGCCACGGCAAAAGAGUCGUCUGGGAACUGGCCGAUCCCAGCCGUCCGGAGAGCCUCUUCCGCCGAAUGACGGCCUACCAAAGCCGUGAUCCGCCCCCAAGCGCCUCGUCGCCCAUAAGGCCGCAUGCCCUCCCCUCGCUCUUCUACUCCGUCUUCGACAUCGGCCCGCCGUCCACACCCGACGGCAACCCCUACCACGCGGCCGCGGCCCUGAUCUCGCAGCUCCUCCCCGUCGAGCCUACUCCCCACAACAUCCACCACUUCCUCUCGUUCCUGAGCCAAAUCGACGCCAGGUACCAGGUCCUUGUUCAGGACAAGGACCCCCGCGCCAUGAUUCUGCUGUUGUACUGGAUGGCCAAGGUCGUCUUGUACCCAAUGUGGUGGACCCGACGGCGGACCUUGUACGAGGGACUGGCGAUAUGCAUCUACAUUGAACGGCAUCACGGGCACAACCCGAAAUUCAUGCAGCUGAUUUCUUAUCCGAGAGCUGUACUCUCCGCUGUAUAUUCCGGCGUCGAGGUCCAGAAAAAGGAGAACUUUGUCUUGGGCUUCACGCCGCUCAAGAUGUAA